AUGGGUGAACGAACUUUGAAGGAGAUGGCAGCCCCAAAUACGGGAGAUGAUCCUCUCUGCAUUGUGUUCCCAGAGCUGGACAAACCCCUCAAACUGAAUUCAGGUUUCCUUAAUCUUCUUCCCAAAUACUAUGGGAAGUCAGGUGAGAAUCCUCAUCGACAUUUAAAAGAGUUUAAGGUUGUUUGUUCUUCUAUGAAUCUUGAAGGAGUUGAACAGGAUCAUAUUAGAUUGCAUGCUUUUCCUUUUUCUUUGCAAGAUUUGGCUAAAGAUUGGUUGUAUGAUCUUCCUGCUGGAUCAAUUACGACUUGGUAUGUUAUGGCAUCAACUUUUCUAGGAAAAUACUUUCCAGCAAGUCUAAUUGGAUCCAUCAGGAAGGAGAUAUGUGGAAUUAGGCAGAAUGAUAAUGAGUCCUUGUAUGAAUAUUGGGACCGUUUUAAGAGACUGUGUUCCUCAUGUCCCCAACACCAGAUUAGUGACCAACUAUUAAUUCAGUACUUUUAUGAAGGCCUAUUGCCUACUGAUAGGGGUAUGAUAGAUGCUUCGAGUGGGGGGGGGGCAUUAGUGGAUAAAACACCAACCCAAGCUAGGGCUUUAAUUUCUAAUAUGGCUCAAAACACCCAACAACAUGGUUCUAGAAAUGAUGUUAAAAGAGUAAAUGGAGUUGAUUUAAGUGGUAUUCAGAAUCAAUUACAAGAAAAUGCUCAACAAAUUGCUACUUUAACUACUCUUGUGUCUAAAAUUGUUGCUAGUAAUGAGUCAAAAGCUAGAGUUUGUGGAAUUUGCUAUAAUGAGUCUCAUCCUACUGAUAAAUGUCCUGACUUGCAAUCUGAAGAUGUGAAUGCUAUAGGUGGUUAUUCUGGCCAAAGAAAAUAUGAUCCUUACUCACAGACUUAUAAUGAAGGUUGGAAAGACCACCCUAAUCUAAGGUAUGGAAAUAGACCACAACUUCCACAAUCUAAUCAACCAAGGCAAUACGGUCAACCAAAUCCACCAUCCCAAUCUGGUCCUUCACUAGAAGAUUUAGUUAAACAACUAACAAAUCAAAUAGGACAAGUCCAUAACCAGGGUGUUGAGUAUCAAAAGAAAACUGACACGCGCCUUCAUCAUAUAGACACUCAAAUAGGUAAACUUCCAUCACAAACAAUCCCUAAUCCCAAUGGUCAUGUUAAAGCUGUCACACUUAGGAGUGGUAAAGUGCUAACUGAACCUAAAAUGAAAAGCCGUGAAGUUGAAAAAGAGAUAGAAGUCAAUCCUAAAGUUGGAUCAAGGGAAAGAGUGGGAAGUGAGGGUACUGUGAAGGAGAGUGAAAAAGAAAAUGAAGGGGAGAGUAAAACUGAAUCUGAUUCGGUUGUUUCUCGUAUUGAAGAUUUGCCUCCUUUCCCUUCUCGAUUUGCUAAAGCUAAGAAAGAGAGUCUUGACAAUGAAAUUCUAGAAACUUUUAGGAAAAUUGAAGUCAAUAUUCCCCUUCUUGAUGCUAUUACACAGGUACCUCGUUAUGCAAAGUUUCUUAAGGAACUUUGUACUAACAAAAGGCAUUUUCGUCCUUCUGAAAAGGUAAGUAUGGGGGAAAAUAUUUCAGCUAUUAUCCAAAAGAAGCUUCCCCCUAAGUGUAAGGAUCCUGGCAUGUUUUGUAUUCCUUGCAAAAUUGGUGAUUCUAAGUUUGAAAGGUGUAUGCUAGAUUUAGGAGCCUCCAUUAAUGUUAUUGUUAUUCAGUUAGCUGAUAGAUCAAACACAUUUCCAAUAGGAGUCUUAGAAGAUGUACUUGUGCAAGUGAAUGAAUUGGUAUUUCCUGCUGAUUUUUAUGUUCUUGAUAUGGGUGAUAGAAGCGAUAGUGUUCCACUGUUGUUAGAUAGACCAUUCCUGAAAACUUCUAAGACUAAAGUUGAUGUUCAUGAGGGUAAUCUAACUAUGGAAUUUGAUGGAGAAAUUAUUAAGUUUAAUAUCUUUGAUGCUAUGAGAUACCCAAGUGAUAUCAAUAAUGUUAGUUCAAUAGAUACUUUUGAUGCUUUUGAUUGGAUGGCUCAGGAUGUAUUUGAUAAGUGGUGUGAUAAUCUAUUUAAAAUUGAUGUUCUUAGUGAUAUUAAGGAAUGUGAAAUGCAUGAUUUUUCUAUUGUAACUGCGUCUGAUGUGGCUGGUGAUGUUGAAAAAAAAAAUUCUGAUUUUUCUUUGCCUUUAUCUGUGCCUAAAUUGAUUCCUUCUAUUGUUGAAGCACCAAUUUUAGAGUUAAAACCCUUGCCCUCUAAUCUGAAAUAUGUUUAUUUGGGUGCUAACGAGACAUUGCCUGUGAUUAUUUCAAGCUCAUUAAAUGAAUAUCAAGAAGCAAAGUUGUUGAAUGUGCUUAAAAAUUAUAAAGGGCAAUAG
Molecule: messenger RNA, 2361 nt
Organism: Spinacia oleracea (spinach)
Lineage: Eukaryota; Viridiplantae; Streptophyta; Magnoliopsida; Caryophyllales; Amaranthaceae
Exons: 2
Coding region: 1-2361 (786 amino acids)
Source: RefSeq, a predicted model, not a curated record